AUGCUGGCCACUUUGGAGAUGGGAAACACACGCACACCUGCUCUUUCCUUUCUGGUGGCUGAAGCAGUGACACAGCUUGAGCCUGAUAUCAGAUUCAGACAGGUCCUGGUUGGGUUGGUGUUGAACUCCAGCCAGUCCAGUCCAUGGUUAGCUUUCCCAUCAUUUCGUUCAAGGAGUUUGAAAAAACUAAUCGUAACUCAGAUAAUUGGGUUGCCAAUAUCUCCUCUGUGUAACUGAAUUACAUUUGGUUUUUAAUUUUCAUCAUUUUGUAUCUCAAACCUGUUUUGGUAAUGUUAAAGGAAUAUAUUGUAAAGCUAAAAUAUAAGCCCUGAAAACGAGGCCAUCAGGGACCUCUGAUCUGUAUUUGUAUGCAGCGCGUUGAGACUGGUUCAGUCAGGAGUAUGUAUGAGGGCCUGAGGCUUUCUCUCUUUUCUGUAGGGAUAAACAAUGGCAGGCAGGGAGGCAGGCAAGCAGAGAGGCAGGGAGGGAGGCAGGCAGGGAGAGAGAGAAGCAGAGUGCUCAUUUCACUGAGGAUACAGUAAGUUAUGUAUAUUUCAGGAUGCCAGCUGCAGUCUGGAACAAACAUAGAUCAUGAUGGGAGAUGAGGUUAUCUCACUGGGAAAGGCCAUAAGCAGGAAAUGAUAGCCCUCUCCCACUGUACUGUAUAUUACUUAGAGUCAGAUACGCACUAGUUGAUGUGUGGAAAAUUUGAUUCACUUCAUUUCCUCAUUCUUUCCUUGGUAAUGAAGGUAAUCCCAGCUGGGAGUGUAUCAGUAGGCUGUGAUUAAUUAAGAUCCAGUAGAAAGGAAAGGGAAUAUCAGUUUUAAUGGAAUGAACCACAACAAUUAUAGGUUGCCUCACCCUGCAGAGACUCUCCUUCUACUUUCCUUAUGUUAGCCUAUAUUCUGGGGAUAUGAAAUCUUUGUGGUGUACAGUAGAUUACUAAAGUGGCAUACAUUUUACUGUAAUCACAAAGCAAUGUAUAUUAUUCUGGUUCAUAUGAAGAAUACAUGACUGUAUUAUUCUAGAAACAGUGUGAUUUAGGUAAUCCUUUUAGGUAAUCCUCAAACCUGUCUUUUGCAAUUAGAAAUUGGAUUCACUAGCAGCUACACCAACACUCUGUCUCCUCUUAUGCUUUCUGUUUCCCUCUCUCUCUCUCUCUCUCUCUCUCUCUCCCCUCUCUCUCUCUCUCUCUCUCUCUCUCUCUCUCUCUCUCUCUCUCUCUCUCUCUCUCUCUCUCUCUCUCUCUCUCUUCUGCUCUCUGUGCAGAGAUUAUACCACUCAUUUCAGUGCAGCACCUCCCAGGACACCAGUCUGUGCCUCUGCCCAGCCAGUGGGUUAGAUAGUGGGUGUACAAUAACACUCGUCAGCCACAGUAACAUGAUGCUGAUCUGGCCUGUCUGUCUGUCCCCCUGGAACAGACUAUUGGAGCUGGAGCUGCUCUCCACCGGCCAGUUCCAUUUACACAAUAGCAUUCUGCAAGAGGAAGAUGCUCUGGGGUGAUUGGACAGGCUGUGAAGCUAAUGCGUAUCUCCAUCCUCUCUCCCCUCCUCCUUUUAUCCUCCUCCCUCCCCUCCUACCUCUCUCCACUCCACCCUUUCGCUCUCCUCCAGCCUCUUUCAGCUCUCCUCUCUCCCCUCCUCCUCUCUCCCCUCUUCCUACUCCUCUCCUCCGUGAGACUGUGAAAGUGCAGUCAGAUCCACUAACGAUGGGGGUUAGGUCUUGAUUAUGCAGACGCCAAGGAGAAUGAGGAAAUGCUGCUGCUUGUCACCGGCUCAGCCUGAAACUGGCCACAAGGGAGAGGAGCACCACACAGAUUAAGAGUUCUUCUGAAAUCUGAAUGAGUCAGUUGUACUGAGCUGCUAUUCACUCUCUCUGUCUGUGUCAGUGCCCCCUCUGCAUAUCAUCGUCCAUGUGAAAUCAUUCAAUAUUCUCCACACUGUCUCGCUGUCCCAGUAGAUGCUUAAGAUGCUGUAGUUAUAUAUUCUAAACCAGCCCUGCCGAUACUCAAUUAACACACGAGUGUCAGACACACAGCGCAUGACAACCCCUGUAGUUUUAGGUAAUACAAUACAUAGGACCUCAUUUUCAGAGACAUUUAGAUUUAUAUCACAUGCAAGUCCUUCAUGAAUGCUGGAGAAAUUGUACACUCACAUGAAAUGCUUGAUAAUGGAACUAAUAAUUCCUCAUUAUUUUCAGGAAUGCAAUGUUUGGAGAUGGGAAAGAAUUAGCUAUUGAAGCUCUUGAAUUUCCUCAAUCGUUCAUAAUGUCAAUGAUAUGUUGUGUGUUUAUGAUGGAUGGUUGUAAGAUUGUAGUAUUGUCAGUCUGAUUGUUCAUCUCCUGGUCUGUUGUUGUGUCACGAUCGUCGAACACAGAAGUGGACCAAUGCGCAGCGUGAUGAGUGAACAUACUUUUAAUUUGAUUCACCACACGAAACAAAACAACAAAACGAUACGUGAAGUCCUAGGUAACAGACACAAACCAUACACGGAACAAGAUCCCAUAAAACACUGUGGAAAACAGGCUGGCUAAGUAUGGUUCCCAAUCAGAGACAACAAGCAACAUCUGACACUCGUUGCCUCUGAUUGAGAACCACCCCGGCCAACACAGAAACACAUGAGCUAGAUAAAGACCCUAGAACACCAACACAAUGAAACUACACACCCUGGCUCAACAUAACAGAGUCCCAGAGCCAGGGCGUGACAGUACCCCCCCCCAAAGGCGCGGACUGCGACCGCGCCAAACAUAAACCGAACAGGGGAGGGCCGGGUGGGCAUUCCUCCUCGGAGGCGGUUCCGGGCUCCGGGCUUGACCACCACCCUCCAACAAUUCCCCCGUAGCGCCCCUGGUCCGGUCUGGCCCCGCUGGCUGGAGCUGGACUGGACAUCGGUGGAGCGGAUUGCUUAGGCUCCGAUGUGGAGCAGCUGACCGGUACCUGACGAGGCACCGGUGACCCAGGCACGGGCUGUGCCGGACUGACGACGCGCACCACAGGCUUGGUGCGGGGAGCAGGAACGGGCCGGACCGGGCUGACGACGCGCACCACAGGCUUGGUGCGGGGAGCAGGGACGGGCCGAACCGGGCUGACGAAGCGCACCACAGGCUUGGUGCGGGGAGCAGGAACGGGCCGGACCAGGCUGACGACGCGCACCCCUGGCUUGGUGCGGGGAGCAGGAACAGGCCGGGCCGGGCUGGCAACGCGCACCAUUGGCUUGGUGCGGGGGAGCAGGAACAGGCCGGGCCGGGCUGGCGACGCGCACCAUUGGCUUGGUGUGGGGAGCAGGAACAGGCCGGGCCGGGCUGGCGACGCGCACCGUAGGCUUGGUGCGAGAGGCAGGAACAGGCCGGACCGGGCUGGCGACGCGCAUCACAGGCUUGGUGCGAGGGACAGGAACAGGCCGGACCGCACUGGGAACACACACCACUGGCCUUACCCGGGGAUCAGGAACGGGCCGGACCGGACUGGCAACACACCUCAGUACCUCUCGCCGUGCCUCUACAUUUUCCUUCCCUCUACUCGCCAAUGGCUCCCGUAACCCGGUGGCCUUCUCUCCUCGUCCACUAACUCGCCCCUUAUCUGCCUCCAGCAGUCCCGUCAUCCACGGUGUGAGCCCCCCCUAAAAAUGUAUUGGGUUCGUCUCUCCCCCGUGGCUAUGGCCUCCAUGGCUCUCGCCAGACUCUCCAGCCUCUGCUCCCAAGUCCAACCUCUCUCCUCCUCACGCGGCUUGACCCAGUCGAGGUUGACAUCCAUUAGAGUCCUCUCUGGCGUUGGCUCCUGGACACGCUGCUUGACCCAGUCGAGGUGGAUAUCCAUUAGAUUCACCUCUGGCGUUGGCUCCUGGACACGCUGCUUGGUCCAGAUAUGGUGGGAUCUUGUUCCGUGUCUGGUUUGGUUCUGUUACCUAGGACUUCACGUAUCGUUUUGUUGUUUUGUUUCGUGUGGUGAAUCAAAUUAAAAGUAUGUUCACUCAUCACGCUGCGCAUUGGUCCACUGUGUUUGACGAUCGUGACAUGUUGUUUGAUUGUGAACAGGAUGCUGGCUACAGUGGGAGCAGACUUUGACCUGAGAACUCUGAGGGCAGUACGGGUCCUGAGGCCAUUGAAACUGGUGUCUGGAAUCCCUAGUAAGUACAAUGACUCUGGAAUCACUGGAAAAAACAACAACAAUGUUCUGUUUGGAUAUGUUUAUGUUGAAGUUUGUCAUCCAAGCAUUAUUACAUUUUUGUUGAUGUCAUCAUAUGUAAUUCUGAUAACAGGAAAUGUUCAAUAAAGAAAUGUAAAGAGCAAUUUGGGGUCUCUCCCAUGACCAAUGUUAAUGCUAUAACAUGGGAGGGAGUAAAGUGAAAACCUGCCCUAUCUCAGGUCUUCAGGUGGUUCUGAAGUCCAUCAUGAAAGCGAUGGUGCCUCUGCUGCAGAUCGGUAUGCUGCUCUUCUUCGCUAUCCUCAUGUUCGCCAUCAUUGGCCUGGACUUUUACAUGGGCAAGUUCCACCGGACCUGCUUCAGGACUGAUACAGGUAUGCACAAUGUACAUCGCUAUGAAAUCUUAGUCACCCGUGUUUUGUGUAACUGCAAUAACUUGCAAAUAUAGAGUUGAUAUAAAUGAUGUAUGUGCUGAGGUAGCCUAUAGUUCUGGGAGCUAAGACACGUUUUUAGGUCUCAUCACGCUAGUGUAUUUCAAUGAACCACUUCCUUUAAAUGUAUGCAUGUCAGUAUGCGUGCAUGUUUGUCUAUGUUUGCGUGCUUGCUGUGCUGCUGCCCCUUAGCAAAAGGACGUUACAUUCUAGCCAUGACCCAAUAAAAGGCAUGUAGCUAAUAACCAGCAUUUGGAGAAGUUGCAUAAACAUGUGAUUUUGAUUUUGUAUUUUCGCUAAGGUUAAGAAGUCCAUCAUAAAUAGGUCACAGGAUUGAUUCAUUGAUUGAUUGAUUUAUUGCUUGAUUGAAGAAGUCCCCUCUCAGGGAAAGGAGUUUGGCCACAUAGUCUUGGAUAUGGUAUCAGAAAUGGCCCUGUUAAGACAUCUACUACAAGACGGAAUGUAUGCAUUCACUACUCUGGAUAAGAGUGUCUGCUAAAUGACUUAAAUGUAAAUGUAAUGUAAUGUACAUUCCUCUGUGUGUGUACCUGUGUGUGUGUGUGUACCUGUGUGUGUGUGUGUGUGUGUGUGUCUCAGGUGAGCAGGCAGCAGAGUUCCCCUGUGGUAUGGAGGCUCCAGCGAGGACCUGUGAGAAUGGCACCGUGUGUCAGGAAUACUGGAUCGGCCCCAACUACGGCAUCACCAACUUCGACAACAUCCUCUUUGCUAUUCUCACCGUCUUCCAGUGCAUCACCAUGGAGGGAUGGGUGGACAUCCUCUAUAACGUGAGUUCACCCUAUACAUAA
This is a messenger RNA of Coregonus sp. 'balchen', 5378 nucleotides long. Lineage: Eukaryota; Metazoa; Chordata; Actinopteri; Salmoniformes; Salmonidae. The record is from the annotation of a GenBank genome assembly.